Messenger RNA from Rhopilema esculentum, 10346 nucleotides. RefSeq lists its product as uncharacterized. Gene Ontology annotation, molecular function: actin filament binding; chromatin binding. The record is from RefSeq and is a predicted model, not a curated record. Lineage: Eukaryota; Metazoa; Cnidaria; Scyphozoa; Rhizostomeae; Rhizostomatidae. Gene Ontology annotation, biological process: mitotic chromosome condensation. Gene Ontology annotation, cellular component: condensed chromosome; chromatin; condensin complex.
UUUCUUUCACAUCACAGUCUACAGUUACGCUCGAAAGACGCCUAAACUUUACAAUAAACCACUGAGACAGGGCCUAGGUAUUAACCCCCUUUCUGCCCCCCUCCCCACUUUAGAAUCGGUGACGCGGGUCCUGCACUGGGAAGAGUGUAUUAAGGAUAAAAAUGUUUCUUUUCAAGCACGUCCCGUAUUCUAAUUCCUCCAGGUUCGAAGAUUUCAUCUUGAAAGUGAUGGCAUCUAACCUUUUGUAUGACCCCCAUCAAUAACUUUUAGGUGAUUAAGGGGUACCAAAUGGUGACCAUAUUGAUAUACUAACAAAUAUUCUACUUAGAGCCGAGCACUGAAGUACCUAAAGCAGAGAUUAGUGUGCGAGACCAGGCAACACGCUGUCAUUGGGCUAGCAGGGGUUAUAGUCCCUCCACUUUUUUACGAUAAUAGGUUAGAAAGCUUUUUUGAAAGCUUACUCUAACUAUACUUUAUCGCAACAUUGGAUAGUAUACUCUUAAGAAGUAGCAGUUGUUCUUGACUGGGAACCCUUUUGUUCAUUUUCUAGGUGUUUUUCUUGAUGUUUCAUUAUCCCCAAGCUAAUUUUUUCUGUUUUUAUAGCUAUUGAAAACUUCUCUGAAUUAAAUGUUCAGUACAAAUCAGCAAGUAUUAUCUAAAAGGGUUGUUUUCCGGCGUUCUAGAGGGCGUGGCCUAAAAUUUCUUCGAUCAUACCCUUUUCAGCCCUCCCACAUUUAGACUGGUGCGCGGUCCCUGUGCGAGACAUCAAUCAAAAAUGCUGUGUGCUUGUCUGCUUUUGUUGUCUUGCAGGGUGGAUGGGAAUCGACAGGGUGCAGAAUAGCCUAUAGGGAUGCACAAGAACUUCACGAAGGGCCACUAAUCUCACUAAAACCAAAUAGUCCGUUAUCCAAAACUGUUUUAGGAAUCCUUUUAUAAUCCAAAUCAAAUCAGAAAAGCGUCGAUAAUCUGGAUCAUCCGCUGAAAAUUCCAAAUAAUCCAAAAUCGAAAGAAUUUUAAACGGGGCCUAUCUAUCGAGUUUCGUAGGAGAUUAACUAGGCCUCAUAGCCCCAAGGCUUACAAUGUGGUGUUAGCUGAGUGGAGUAACAAGGAAACUUCGUAUAUGCAUUUUGAUACAUUUAGCACAGUGUCAUAUCUUAUAUUUAGAGAUGUGCUGUCCAAGAGACCCCAAAGCUAUCCAAGUUAAGUUUCCUUCAGCCAAAUCGAAAUAGGAGCCAAGAAUCGAUCUUAAAUGUCAGAAAGAAACCCUUUUGCUGGUAUGUGUGUGCGGUAUGCUACAGAGGAUAACAAGUUGUUUUCAAGAAUAGCAUUGCGUUAAUCGGGUGCAACCUUUUUGACGUAGGAUCACUGCCCUUGAGAAUGCUUGAAAGAUCCAAACCACCACAAUAGGAUGUAAGAACAAAGCAAAUACCAUUGUUGACAUAUCGAGGAUAUGAUUAAAUUGCGGCCUACUUGCCCUUCCUCAGAGAAACCAACCCUGUUGAAUAGAGGAGGCAAAGAAUGCAGAAACACGCAUGCGCCUUUCCAUCUCUCUAUUUCACGGGUCUACGUUUGUAUCUGUCACAAGUCAUGGUUUUCGGGGCGUUCUCAGUAUAAAUUGUUUUGCUGGAGAACAGCAGUCACAAGAGAAAGUGUCUUUAGAAUUUAUUAUUAAUAAGGAUUAUUGUUCUGCUCCAGAGUGUUAAAAAGUUAUGGCCUAGGGGACAGGAAUUUUUACGUAGAUCAAGGAACAAUGCAUUUUUGAAAGCCAGAGCUAUUUAAGAAGGAUUAGAAGGAGUUUUGAUCAUUUGUGCAAAAACAGAACUUAUUUAAGUUCAAAAUCCUUCUCAUUUCCCUUAAGCCGGCUGUGCGCAACGAGUUUUGCCUGUCAACUUUCACAAUUAAGAAAUUUAGUCGUGUUUUCAGUUAUUGUUUAUUUUACAAACUUGAAGAAAUAAAUUAUUCUAAUAGAAUGCAAAUGCUUUCAGAAUGUGACAGCUAUUUUGGGGCGAAUUGAAACGAAAUGACGACUGUCUCAAGUUCACAAAGCACAAAUAAAUUGCAUACUUUUGAAGAUAUAAAUUCUAGUUUUCAAUGGGAUUUUAGUCCUCCUUCAAAAGCAUGACAUUUGACAUGAAACUUUAAAACCUCCUCCAGACACCUUCAUUUCGUGAGGCGGCGACAAUAUAGAGUUGCAAGACAGGUACUACUAAGGCCAACCAUUGCAUCUAAGUGAGAACAUCUCGUUUAUCUUUGAGAAGCGAUAAAUGUAGAAGACACAUGUGGCAAAGAUAGUGGGAUGCAUAAGCAUCAGUGACGUUUAUUUCUCUUGGUCUUAUUAUAUCGUAGCCAUAACGCCGUUUUAUGCUGGUAGGUUGCAAGACAACUUUAGGAAAGAUCAUGACUCAGUGACUGAGAAAAUGAGGAAUCGUCACAUAAUGCUGUUAUUUGGAAGGCGAUAAUUGGACUCCAGCUUGGAGUGAACAUUAUUCUAUAGUAAGAUGUCUGAGCGUGGCUCGUGCAAAGUUUUUGCUCCGAAUAUAUUUAAUCCAACCAAAUGUCAAAACUGCUACAAGCCGAAAGAGGGCCACCCCUCUGGGCCCCCGCAACAAUCCAGCGGGAAAAUAAAGAGAGGAAUAUCGUUUCCAGCUAAUCGAGACCAAAAUACAACCACCAUCAAGACUGUACUCAAAGAGGGUUCCUUAUCUGUUGGAACAUUGAAUCCUGGCGGAAACACAGUUCAGACAUGGGUGAAAAGAUGGUAUGUGUUGUAUUCGUCUGGUGAAUUAGAAGAGUUUCCUAUUGAAGAUGGAGAGGUGAUGCGAAACAAGUCCAUCGGUGUCAUCGUACUACAGGAUUUCAUUCGUAUGCUGGACGGCCACAGUGAAAUCGGCGAGGAGAAUUCUGUUGGAUUGAAGUCUCUUAAAGAUGGGAUUUACCUAAAAGCUGCGAACAAAGUCGAUUUUGAAAACUGGUGGAAAGAGCUAUCAACAUUUGUACCCUCACCAAUGAAGCGUGCCCAGAGCGCCGGUGCAGCCAAUAAGCCUCAACUGACAGGCACUAAACCAUGGCUAAACAAGACGCUCUCAAGCCCCCUUAGUUCAUCAGGAAUAAAACCUGUAACUGCAAAAUCACCAUUAUCAGCUACAACGACUGAUGCAGACAAUACUCAGGUUGAUGGAUUAAACUCAAAAAUCAGCAAACUGCAGCUGGAAGUGAAUAAGAUUCCAAAACUAGAAGAAGAAAGAAGAAAACUUGAGCUGGAAGUGAACUACUGGAAGGAAUACGUCACAAAUGCGAAUUCAAUGAAAAGAUCGGGAAGCAAAAUGGACACUGAGAAAGCUCUCAACGAAGCACGAAUACAGGUUAUCGAUUUGCAAGACAAGAUGAACGAGUUUGAGAAGGAAAAACGCACUUUAUCACUAAAGGUUAACGAACAAGAGAAAAAACUUCGCGAACAAACUACAAAGUUGGAAGAAGCAAAUAAUAUGAUUAAUAAGUACAUUGUUAAUAUUAGUGAUCUGAAAAUGCAACUCGUCCAAAGAAAAGAUAGCAGAGGCGAUAAUAGAGACAAGACAGAUGGUCCACCGGCCACGGAUGUGAAGCCUUUAAGCUCCAUUCCUGAGGAAAGGGGACUUGGUGCCUUGAGUCCGACAAGUGAUACCUCUUCAGAAAGGGGGGAAACUAGUGACUUAGAAAACAAGUUUAUUAAUUUAAGGGAGAAAAUGAAACGUAUUGAGAAAGAACUGUUUUUCAAGUCAAAGGAGUUGGAAAAGGCGAACGAGAGUAGAUCAAAAGUUGCCAAAUAUACAAGGACAUUGUUACAAGAGUUAGAAGCUAAACUGAACGAUACGCAACGAAAAAUGUUGGAAGCUAGCGAAAGAUUGAGCGAUACUACAAUGGAAUUGGAAAUGGAGCGAGAAAGGCGGCGUAGGCUCGAAUCGGAAAUUGAGCAACAAAGCCUUAGUAGACACAGUAGCGUAUCGUCUUCGUUAAGCGAGCAGAAUAGCAUUGAUAUUCCUGGCGAAACGGUGCCGCAGAACGACACUGAAGUAAGCAAUCGUUAUGUUGAUUAUUAUCGGUCACGGUUUCGAGAGGCAGAGGGUACGCUUUUAGAGAAGGACAAAAAACUUAGUGAAUCUCAAACCAAGUUUAGGGAACUCGAAGCUAAAUAUAGAAAUGUCUUAAAACAAUGUCGUUCGCUCGAUGAUAUUCAAGUCAAACUUUCUGACGCUACCCACAAGUUGAGUGAUAGACAAUUGAAAAUUCACGAACUGACUCGAGAGGUCGAAAAGUUACGUGGUUACGAGCGCGGUUACGAUAGGAAGUCGAAAGAGCUGCAAUUAUCGACAGAUAAAGUAAAGGAUUUGGAAGAACAAUUGAGCGAUCUACGAAAGAGAUUUACUGUGCAAGAAAAAGAAUUGGAAGGAUUUAAGAUAAGAGAAGUUGUCAUGAAAGAGAGGUUAACAGCCUUUGAGGAAGAGAGCUCUGAUGAGGAGGAGGAAGGUGAUGACGCUGAUGAGGAUGAUGCCGAGGCUAGACUUGAGAGGAGCAUCGAGGCUAAAGCGAGGGUAGAAAAGACGAUCGAUCUCGAAGGUCAGGUGAGGUUACUAAGCAACGAGAAUACUGAAUUGACAGAGACAUUGUACAACCUUGAGAGCAAGCUGAAGGCGUAUGAAGAAGAGAAUGCAGGGAGACCUGUUUUGGACGCCGGGGAAAAGCAAGGGGCUGAGACCCAGGAGUUGGAAAAUAACGAACUUCGGGAGCGUGUAAAAGAGCUCGAGGCGAAGUUGAUAAAAGAAGAAGAUGGUUAUUAUUCGGCUAUAUCCGAAAUGAAAGAAAAACAUAAGAGUGAAUUGAAUAUAAUAAGAAGUAACACCAGGCAAGACAUGACACAGUUUGCUAAGUUAAAAGAGGAGCACGAGCUUCUGAAAAACGAAAUCAACACGAAAAUGCUUGUCGAAUCGAAAGAUAGCGAGGAAAAAAGUAAACUGAUCGAAAAUGUCACUGAGUUAAAACAGCAGGUUGAGGAUACAGGAAAGAGGCUCUCAGAGCAGGAAAGUAGACUCGUGUCUGGAGAAGAAAGGAUUAGAAAUUUAGAAGCAGAAAAUAGAGACUUGAUUUCGGAAAUUGGAAAUAAAAACAUUCUUGUGGUCGAAUUAACUGAGAAAACUAAGGACACUGAAUCUGCACUCGUUUCAAAGAGUGAUACAGCAGAACAGUUGCAAAAGUUACACCUUGAAAAGGAUGACUUGUUAAAAAGCCUUGAAAAGGAUAAUGCAAAAUUACGUGAAGAUUUUGCUGCUAUGGAAAAUGCCAUGUUGUUUGCGUCAGGAAAGAAGUACGAGGCUGAAGCACAGGGACGAGAUGGCGAGAUCAAGGAAGAGGGCUCGGAAAUGCUGGAUACAGGUAUCGGAUUGAGGGUAGAGUUGAAUAACUUGAGGGACAUGUUGAUGAAAUCACAAAGCUUAAAAAUGGAGUACAAAAACCAACUUGAAGAGGCUGCAAGGAAAUAUCUGGAGAGUGAGCAAAGAGUUAUAGAGCUAGCUGAAAACCUGGACUCGCGAUCAGGGUUAGAGAAAGGCCUAAAAGAGGAAGUGAUGGCGAUUCAAAUAAAAAUGGAAGCCAUGCGAAAACAGCUGAUCGAGUCACAAGAUCUCCUACAAUCGAAAUCGAUCGAACUUGAAAAGGAGCGAAGCAACAUUUCACAUCUGGUAGACGUGACAAGUGCAUACAUCAAGGAAUUAGAGAAUUCUUUGUCGGAGAGUCGUGAAAAGAACAUGGAGCUUCAGAGUAUAGUCGAAGAAUCAAAGAACAACAACGGGCGAAGAAUGCCCCCUGAAGGAAUCGCAGAAAAGGACCGGUACGAUAGUUUGUCAGAUCAGUCAGAUAUUGAAGUUUCGACGAAGGAGAAGCAAAUCGAACUCGAAAGAGACCGUUUACUUUCGGAAAAUCAACACUUAAACGCAAGGAUCUUAGAACUUGAAUCGGAGAUAUCGUGUCUUAACAGGAAAUUCGAAGACGAAAAACGCGAAAUAAAAGAACUUAAUGCCAAGCAGCUACAGUUAGCCUACGCAGAAAAGGGUUUUGACGAGAAAGAUAGUUGUCCUUAUGAUCUGAGUCAAGAAGACCAAGCUCUCCCUGAGAGGCCGGCUGGCGUUGGACGAAACAGGGAAAGCCAAAGUUCUGAAGACAGAGAUAAAGAACAGGUUGACAGAGUACAAGAACUCCAGACUGAACUUGAACAGGCAAGGGAAAGACACGAUGAAGAGAUGAAAAUGAAGGAAGAGUCCCAUGCCAAACUGAUUGAAGAGCUUCGAGAUGAUAUGGAGAAAUCUUUAGCAGAUACUAUCAAAGCAAUCAACAGCUCGAUGAACGGUCAAAAUACGAAUGGUCUGGACGAGAGGAUUAUCGAAUUGGAGAGAGAAAAAGAAGAAUUGAGAGUUCGGUACGAAAACGAACUAGAAGCUGAAAAGGAAGCGCAUCAAGCCGAGAUGGAGGAGACAAUCCGGGAUAUGCUUACUGUCACCGAAGUGUUCAAAUCAGGAAAGUACAAUGAAAAGGAAGACCAAGAGGAUGGACAUGGACAUACCAGCCAGAGAAGCAGUCGAAGAAGUUCGGUUGUAUCAACUGACGGCUUGGAAGAAGAGAGAAGAGAAUUUGAGAAGAAGAUGGCCCAGAAGGAGAAAGAAUACGAAAAAGCGGUGGAGAGCGUGAAGAAAGAUAUGUUGACGGUAAUCGAAGCAAUGCAGCACGGCGGUGCAUCUGCUGCGAUUUUGGAGUUAACCAGCAGGAACCAAAACAUUCAGAAGGAGUUAGAUGCUGGCCUAGCAGAAUUCGAAAUCGAGCGAGAGGAUUUGAAGAUGAAAAUCGAGAGGCUGGAAUCGAAUAAUUUCUUUGGCUUAAGGAGGAAUGAAGAAAUGGGGACGAAAAUAUUUCAGAUGCAAACGGAAUUAGAAGAGAUGGAAAGAAAGCAUAGACUAGAGCUUGAAGUGUAUAAGGAUAAAGAAAAUUCGGAUGCGAUAUUGGAGCUCGUGAAGGUCAAUGAAGAUUUAGAAAAGAAAAUAAAAGUCUUGGAGGUUGAAUUACAUGACAUUACAGAGAAACAUCUAGAAGAAAUGGAGCUUCUUACUAUGAAAGUUCAGGAAGAAAAGAGAGUGGCGAUCUGUGAAAUGACUGACACUGUUUUGAGUCUCGAAGGGGUUAUUGACGAAAUGAAAGAUAGACAUGACAUUGAUAUCAAAGAGUUUGAAGAACGAAGUCGAGAGGAAAAACUUGAUGCUGUAGAAGAGAUUCAAAAAAGAAUUGAAGAACUCGAGAUAUUGCUGUCGCAAACUUCUGAUGAAUAUGAAGAAAGAAUUGGUUUAAUCACGGAGGAACAUGAUAGGGAGAUGCAGGAACUGAGAGAAGAGCUGGAAGCAAAGGUAGAAUAUUAUAAGACUAUUGGUGGAGAAAGACAGAACGUAGGGAAGACUAAUGGGCAUGGCGGAGAUAGUGAACUGGAAGAGAGAUGCAAGGAGUUGGAGAUGCAAUAUAGUGAGGCUGAGAAGGCCUGGCAGUUAAAAGUGAAGGAGAUGAAUGUUGAAUUCGUGAAGGAAACAGAAGCAAAACAGCAGGAUUUUAACAAUCAGAUCAACGAAAUUCGGAGUGAGUAUGAAGAAAAACUGAAAUCUUGUAUCAAAGAGAGUGCUAGGCGACACAGUGUCAGCAGUCGGAAAACAGAGUCACAAAAGAACAAGGAGUUGUCAUCAAGAGUUGUGGAACUAGAAUUAGCGCUUGAGGAGCAGCAAAAACAAUACCUAGCGGAAACUGAAGACUAUAAGCAGAUAGUGAACAAUUUCCAAGCUCUUGUUUCAGAAUUACGGUCAGGGCAACCAGAGACUGUGGUAGAGAGCAGCGAGAAGGAAGUAGGAUCAGAAACAGCUUCAAUUUCGCAAGACGAAUCAAAGAUGGCUAGGGUACAAGCAUUGGAAAAUCAGAUUCAAGGGUAUGAGAAGCGAAUUGACUAUUAUAGAAAAAAGGCAGAGAGAGACGAAGAAGAUGAGAAUUCCCGAGUCAGUGAACUUCAAGAGGAGGUCCAUGGGCUGCGGGAGGAGAUGAAAGAACUCACUGAGAGGCAUGGAUCCGAGUCUGCAAAAGUGCCAGAAACUGAAACGAAACCGGUGCUGCGAAGGCGCUCCGAAACCUCGGAUGCUGCAGAGAGAGUCGCCAGUGCUCGACAACAAAGGCAGAAGAGAUGGUCGGAUCUUCAUUUGACUGACAUGGUGUUCACGAACGAUGGCGUGGAGCCCAAAAAGUCAACUAGAGAGAGAGAACCGUGGAAAAGAUGGUCAGAUCUACAGCUCAGGCAAGAUCCAAAGUUGUUGUCCCAAAUCAAGCAGAAAGAUGAUGGGACAAAAUCUGGAUCGGUCGCCAAUCGCAAAAAGUUGUGGGAAAACCCAGGCAGCGGUGAAUCGAGAAAGCCCCAGCGCCCCCUGUCAAGUAUCCGUCCUUAAGGAAGUCACCUUUGGUUCGACAAGGCGGUGUAGAAGAUGCGAAAUUGUCCAGUAUCUGGAUUUGGUUCCUUGGAUUAGAUGCGUUGAGGUGUCUUUUGUUUUUGGCAUAAAAGAUAAACAGUCUCGUAGACUGAAGUGCAAUGUAUUUAGAAGGAGCUUGCCGUCUAACGGGCGGGCUGCUGUAUGUUCUUUAAACGCUCGUGUUUAGUCAUUCUGCCUAGAGUAUUCCUUGAGUUAUCCUUCUGUGAUCCUAAAUACACUGAAAAUUUAAUUUGAUAUAUCAAGAUUGCAUCUUUGCUUUAUUGACUUUUAGACGCUCUCAUUCGUUUGCUAACGUAGUGUUUUAAGACAAUCAUCUUUUCGAAGAUAUUUCACUGCCCUUAAUUGCACCGCCCCCGGCAAAGCUCAAUUCAUCUUAAAAGGUUCAGUACGAUUUAAGGUUGUAUCUAGUUUUCGUGGCAUUAUAACUUGUAAAAUGAACAUUUAUACGAUGAUUCUCUAAGGCCUAUAGACCAGUUUUGUUGCCACACAGCAAGAAUAUACAUAAGCAUUACCUGGAUUUCCAACAUCUAAUCUAACAACUAUUGAAAUCUGUGUUUUAACCUAGAAUAUCCUAUAAAUGUUUGGAGUUAAGCAAUCAUUCUUAGUCACAGUUUCAGUGUAGUUGUCCAUAUUGUGUUUUUUUCCCUAGAUCCCAAAUCUUGCUUGUUAGUUGAGUUUUCAUUCAACUAGGGAACCCAGGUUCAUUUUAAUUUCCCGUAAUGGAUGCGUGACAAUAUUGACGCGGUAUCCAUUUCUGGAUUCCCACAUCCUUAAAUUUUCAACCUUCAGUGCAUCCAAACGUAAAUCGGUUAUAUAUUUAUAGAUACAAGUGCCUAACUUCCUGUAUCACAAGGGAGAAACAGUAUGCUAUGCCCUCUAUGGUACGAGCACCGAGAUGCGUGUUACAAUAACGUUGUUUUUAUCUUACGAACGUUCUUUUUUCCGCCAUAUAAACUCGAGAAAAAAGCAAUCUUUAUACCCAGUAUUUAAUAGAAUGUUGUUAAGAAAUAUUUGCGAGCGAUAAAGUUGUAUCGUAUCUUUUAUUCCUGAAAGUUUUUCUUAUAAGGAUGGUGUUUGUUUCAUAACAGCGAAUUGAGUUAAUUUAUGUAUUAGAAAUUCCUUGCCAUUUUUAUCCGCAAAUUAUUGUGAGAAUCUAGGAUUAUACGUCAUUGGAAAUAUAUGUUUGUUCUUGGUGUUGCUCUCUUUUGUUUUUACCACCAUUGCUAGUUUCAAAGCUAUGGUGUUAAGACAUUGUUGUCAAAUUAGCUAUGUACCCCAUAAUUUUCUAGAGUUGGAGCUGGAAAAUGGAACAGAUACAAUGGAAAUGUGUAAUUUUUCACUGUUUUGAUAAAAAAUUGCUCACAUUGGAAGGUUUAAUUUAUUCGACCAUGCAUCUUGUAUACUGCUUUAUUUCAAGAAAAAAACACUUAAGCUCAAAAGACUAGGAGAGCAGCUUUUUAUUCCGUGAUAACUUGAAAAUAUUUUAGUUAGAAAACAAUACUUGUUGCAGUUACAUCGGCGUAAUGCUAUUCCGGGGUUGAUAAACAUGGCCAAUUUAAAAGUUCCUUGCAAUGUUGAGAAAAUGUAAAUGAAUACCCAUUUUUUAAUCCACACCUGUAAAGAGAGUGAGUGCUACAGAAUUUCCAAACACAAGAUUCCACCGUCUAUAGAAAAGUGAAUGCGAGAGUAAAAAAUCUUGUGAUUCCACCUUCUCCAUGGGGCACAUCUUGGUACCAGUUCUUUAGAUGGGGCACGUGUUGGACCAGACAAGGAGGAUUCCUUUUCCCUGUUUUCUUUUUUAAGGAGGAUUCC